Venturia canescens is the source of this 2685-nucleotide messenger RNA. Its product is annotated as polyubiquitin-A-like. Gene Ontology annotation, cellular component: cytoplasm; nucleus. Bases 163 to 2223 code for a protein of 686 amino acids. Gene Ontology annotation, biological process: modification-dependent protein catabolic process; protein ubiquitination. NCBI's taxonomy places the organism in Eukaryota, Metazoa, Arthropoda, Insecta, Hymenoptera, Ichneumonidae. The record is from RefSeq and is a predicted model, not a curated record. Gene Ontology annotation, molecular function: ubiquitin protein ligase binding; protein tag activity; RNA binding. The transcript is spliced from 2 exons.
AGAAUUUUCAUCGUUUUGCCCCCGAUGUCCUCGCCCUCAUGACAGUUUCCCUGUUCCCUCCGUUGAACAUAGGACGUUAGAGAAAGCUUCGUCUUGUUUCGUUCGAAAAGUUGCAUUUUUGUUGCUACCGAACUGUUGAUCGAUUAAAUACUAAGAUCCACCAUGCAGAUUUUCGUGAAGACCCUUACCGGAAAAACCAUCACCCUUGAGGUCGAGGCUUCCGAUACCAUCGAAAAUGUGAAAGCCAAAAUCCAGGACAAAGAAGGAAUUCCCCCAGACCAACAGCGUUUGAUCUUCGCUGGAAAACAACUGGAAGAUGGAAGGACCCUUUCCGACUACAACAUCCAGAAAGAAUCGACUCUUCACUUGGUUCUUCGUCUUCGAGGAGGAAUGCAAAUCUUUGUCAAAACUUUGACGGGAAAGACCAUCACCCUUGAAGUCGAGGCCUCUGAUACCAUUGAAAAUGUCAAGGCUAAGAUCCAGGACAAAGAAGGUAUCCCCCCAGACCAGCAGCGUUUGAUCUUCGCUGGUAAACAGCUGGAAGACGGAAGAACUCUUUCCGACUACAACAUCCAGAAAGAAUCAACUCUUCACUUGGUUCUUCGUCUUCGAGGAGGAAUGCAAAUCUUUGUCAAAACUUUGACCGGAAAAACCAUCACCCUCGAGGUUGAGGCCUCUGACACUAUUGAAAAUGUCAAAGCAAAAAUUCAGGAUAAAGAAGGAAUUCCCCCAGACCAGCAGCGUUUGAUCUUUGCUGGAAAACAGCUGGAAGAUGGAAGAACUCUCUCUGAUUACAACAUCCAGAAAGAAUCAACUCUUCACUUGGUCCUUCGUCUUCGAGGAGGAAUGCAAAUCUUUGUCAAAACUUUAACGGGAAAAACCAUCACCCUUGAAGUCGAGGCCUCCGACACCAUUGAAAAUGUCAAGGCUAAGAUCCAGGACAAAGAAGGUAUCCCCCCAGACCAGCAGCGUUUGAUCUUCGCUGGUAAACAACUGGAAGACGGAAGAACCCUUUCCGACUACAACAUCCAAAAGGAAUCGACUCUUCACUUGGUUCUUCGUCUUCGAGGAGGAAUGCAAAUCUUUGUCAAAACUUUGACGGGAAAAACCAUCACCCUUGAAGUCGAGGCCUCCGACACCAUUGAAAACGUCAAAGCUAAGAUCCAGGACAAAGAAGGUAUCCCCCCAGACCAGCAGCGUUUGAUCUUCGCCGGAAAACAGUUGGAGGAUGGCAGAACUUUGUCUGAUUACAACAUUCAAAAAGAAUCCACACUCCACCUUGUUCUUCGUCUUCGCGGAGGAAUGCAAAUUUUUGUCAAGACUUUGACCGGGAAAACGAUCACUCUCGAAGUUGAGGCCUCCGACACCAUAGAAAACGUCAAGGCAAAGAUUCAAGACAAAGAGGGAAUCCCCCCAGACCAGCAACGUUUAAUUUUCGCCGGAAAGCAAUUAGAAGAUGGCAGAACACUGUCGGACUACAACAUCCAAAAAGAAUCCACACUCCAUCUCGUCCUACGUCUCCGCGGAGGGAUGCAAAUUUUUGUUAAAACUUUAACAGGGAAAACCAUAACAUUAGAAGUCGAAGCUUCGGACACCAUCGAAAACGUCAAGGCCAAAAUUCAGGACAAAGAAGGAAUCCCCCCAGACCAACAGCGUUUGAUCUUUGCCGGAAAACAACUGGAAGAUGGAAGAACUCUUUCGGACUACAACAUCCAAAAGGAAUCGACUCUUCACUUGGUUCUUCGUCUUCGAGGAGGAAUGCAAAUCUUCGUCAAAACUUUGACCGGAAAAACCAUCACCCUCGAGGUCGAAGCCUCUGAUACUAUCGAAAACGUCAAGGCCAAAAUCCAGGACAAGGAAGGAAUUCCCCCAGAUCAACAGCGUUUGAUUUUCGCCGGAAAACAACUGGAAGAUGGAAGAACUCUUUCCGACUACAACAUCCAAAAGGAAUCAACUCUUCACUUGGUUCUUCGUCUUCGAGGAGGAAUGCAGAUCUUCGUCAAAACUUUAACCGGAAAAACCAUCACCCUCGAGGUCGAGGCUUCCGACACCAUAGAAAAUGUCAAAGCUAAAAUCCAGGAUAAAGAAGGUAUUCCCCCAGACCAGCAACGUUUGAUCUUCGCCGGUAAACAAUUAGAAGAUGGUAGAACUUUGUCCGACUAUAAUAUCCAAAAAGAAUCCACACUCCAUCUCGUCCUUCGUCUUCGAGGUGGUGAUCUUUAGAAUGUCUAAUUCACGUUAAAAUAAGAAAAAAUUCAAAAACAAGCAACAUUCAAACAUUACAGACUUGAAAGAACCACGUAAAAAUCAAAAGGAAAAAGAGUAACAGAAAAUAUAAUUCCAAAACAUCCAAGAGUUUUCUCUCAUUAGUAGAACAAAUAAAUGGAGUCUAUAAGACAACUGAAAGCAGAAGAAAAUAAACAUCAAUGAGAAAACUCUUCGUUUAGUCCCGCGUUCGACGAAAUAAACGCGUAGAAAAAUGAUAGUAUCGCUAAAAUUAGAUCUUCGUCCUUUUUUUCGACUUCUCUUUUUUCUUUAUUUCCAUUCGAUUCUCGCUUCUAAAUUGAGGCCAAACUUUGUUUGCGAAUUUUCAACUAAUUAUUCAUGUGGCUUAAAAAAGAUGAACGACGUGGUAUUGUAAACCAAAGUUGAAUUAAAGACAAAAAAAACAGUUCGAAUUUAAAA